Messenger RNA from Biomphalaria glabrata, 1872 nucleotides. RefSeq lists its product as uncharacterized. Bases 116 to 1762 code for a protein of 548 amino acids. The transcript has 7 exons. Lineage: Eukaryota; Metazoa; Mollusca; Gastropoda; Planorbidae. The record is from RefSeq and is a predicted model, not a curated record.
CCCGUUUUUCUUUUUGUAAUCAUUUCGCAACCAUCACGACCAAGCGUUUCAUUUGGACUAUUAAAAUAAAACGAAACAUCCUUACAGCGAAUGAUCGCGGUCAGCGUUUUGGGUCAUGGAAAACAGCAGACAACAUCUCUGUCUGGGUGGAGACAAGACGAAGUACAGGAACAACUCCUGCAGCCAUUCCAACAGCUGCUCCGUCAACUGUAACAACAAGAACACGCGCAACCGAUCAAGUGUGGAGGUGCCGCCAUUAUCGUCUGCGGUGGGGACGAGCAUCAGUGAUGUGGAUCUAACGAGUCAUCAUUCCAGCCAAUGUCCGCACUCUCACCGCUCAAAAAGCCGCUGCUCCUCACACAGCCAUUGUACAACCAACCGCAAUGCAAAGUCAAGCCUAUCCCAAUCAUCCAAGGCUGCACACGAUUCUAAUGUAUCGGAGUCUAAAGGCACAAGCCCAAUGUGCGCACACAAUUCUAACUGUUGUGUGUCCAGAGCGGUAGGCACUGACCGUUGUCCAAGACCAUGCAGAAUUAUCCUACCAGCAAAACGCAGGCCUGGACUAUUUUACGAUCUUGAGAAAAAUGGUUUCUUUGAUUGUUUCGGUAACCUGUUAUUAGCAGCCGUUGCCAUAUUGUUUGCCGCCUCUAUUGUCCAUUAUCUGGUGUGGGAUGAUGUACACGAGGAGCAUUUUACUCCAAGAAAACCUCCACCACCAAAGAAAGAAAAGCCCAAACCGCCGCCAAUACCCAAGCCCCCUCCUGCAGCAGUGCCCGAGCCCCCUCAAGUAGCAAUGCCCGAGCCACCGCCACCUCCUGGGCACGACGAACCAGAAAAUGAAAUUCUACCAACACUCGAGGUUCGAGUGAUUCAGGAAACUCUAGAGGAAGAAGACUCCUACGAAGACGAUACAGAUGAUGUCGCUGAGGCUGAAGUUGCCCCAAAGCCAGUGGUUGAAGAACAAGAAGUCGCGGGCGAUGAGCUUGAAAUGGAAGACAUAGACAAACGUUUGGAAGAUGUCCAAGCGGGCGAACCAGUAAAUGAACCGGUGCCUGUAGAAGAACCUAUUAUAGCGGAGCCAAUAAAAGAACCUCUUGUAGCGAAACCUGACUAUGAACCAACGGAUGUAGCUAUGCCUCCAGAAGAACCAGUUGUAGAGCCCGCUGUAGCGGCGCCAGAGAAAGUUAUUUCCGAUGAGCCUCCCGUAGACCACCACCACAUUUACCAAGUGGUAGACAACCCACAAACAAACUUCCACACAAGGCUUGAAGAGAUACGGCGACACAAGAAGAACAUCAAGAAUUCCGGGCGACAAGUGGAGAAAAAAGGAAGUAAAAUGAGUCCAAGGAAAGAGAACAUUCCUGAAGAAACGAAAAGAGAAAAACCGAAAAGAGAAAAACCAAGCAUAGAAAGACCAAACAUAGAAAGACCAAACAUAGAAAGACCAAGCAUAGAAAGACCAAACAUAGAAAGACCACACAUAGAAAGACCAAACAUAGAAAGACCACACAUAGAAAGUCCAAACAGAGAAAGACCACACAUAGAAAGACCACACAUAGAAAGACCAGAAAUAGAAAGACCAAACUUAGAAAGACCAAAUAUAGAAAGACCAAAAAUAGAAAGACCAAAAGUAGAAAGACCAAACAUAGAAAAAACAGAACAACUCACUGCUACUACUUGGUCCGACUGUUUGUUUGGUUUUGGAUCAGACUUUCUUCCAUCAGUGUCUUGGUUUAAACUGCUGUUGUUUGGUGACCGUUAGUUGAACAUCACACGACUAUUAACAUCGACCCCUAGAAAAUUGAUCACAAUGAUUCAAAUGUGUGUUCUAUGCCAUCAAUUUGAAGUUCAUUAAACAAAACGUAUAGCUCA